UGGAAGCUUUGAUUUGGAAACGUGGAACUGCAGGCCACCGUCUCUGCUAAAGGUGGCGCAGUCAGUGAAGAAAAGAAACGAUACGCCAUAGAGAAGAAAGGGAUGGGUCAGAAGCUGAGUUGCAGAGGGAGCCAUGAACAUGGACUCUUCCGUGCUGUGCGGCAUGGGGACCUUGAAACUGUUGCAACUUUGUUACAGACACACCCAACUCUUAUGCAUCACACCACUGUCUAUGAUAACCACUCUGCUCUUCAUAUUGCUGCUGCUAAUGGCCAGAUCCAGAUUUUAUCUAGGCUUUUAGAUGGAUCCGUGAAUCCAGAUGUGUUGAAUCACCAAAAGCAGACUCCGCUUAUGUUGGCAGCAAUGCAUGGAAAGAUCGCCUGUGUGGAAAAGCUCCUUGAAGCGGGUUCUAAUGUAUUAAUGUUUGAUGCUCGUUAUGGAAGAACCUGCUUGCACUAUGCUGCCUACUAUGGACAUUCUUCUUGUGUUAAGGCAAUUCUUUCUGCUGCUCAAUCUAGUCCAGUGUCUGUUUCUUGGGAAAAGAAUUCAAUUCCUUGCAGCGGUUUUCGUCGGUUUGUGAAUAUUAGAGAUGGUAAGGGUGCAACACCAUUGGCCUUUGGGAAUGAGAGUUCCGAGGGCAAGUGUUUGUCAUCAUGCAUUAGUGAUAUUUUGAAUUCCUUUGGAGCAUUUGAGUAG
This is a messenger RNA of Gastrolobium bilobum, 696 nucleotides long. RefSeq names its product putative E3 ubiquitin-protein ligase XBAT31. Lineage: Eukaryota; Viridiplantae; Streptophyta; Magnoliopsida; Fabales; Fabaceae. The record is from RefSeq and is a predicted model, not a curated record. The transcript has 6 exons. Bases 103 to 696 code for a protein of 197 amino acids. Gene Ontology annotation, molecular function: protein binding.